CUUUGAGAGUACGAGAAUCUAGAAUGUGGGCAUAUGUUUUAAUGUUCAAAUUCACAAUCUUUUUUGUCUUGAUAUGAUCACCAAGAUUCAUUCUUUUCUCCAAGAUUCAUUCCUACUGCAUGUUUAGGGUUUUGGGUUUCAGGUGAGUUUGUUCAUUUUGCAUUAUGAAACUGUAAUCUAUAGAUACAUAGAUAUUGAUAUAGGUAUAUAGAUAUAUAUGGAAUGUUGUUUAUCUAUUUGGGUGUUUGCUAAAUCCUUUAUUUAAGAGAUUUUGUAAGUGUUUUUGAGCUAAGAGUGGGAAAAUGGGAUCAAAUGGUGAAAAAAUUGGUGAAUUAGCAAGACAAGGUUCAUUAUAUAACCUAACUUUAGAUGAGGUUCAAAACCAAUUAGGGGAUCUUGGAAAACCCUUGACUAGUAUGAAUCUUGAUGAGCUUUUGAAAAGUGUUUGGACUGCUGAGGGUAAUAGUGGUAUGAAUGCUGAAUAUGCUCAACAUGGUUCUGGUACUUUGGCACGGCAGUCUAGUGUUGGUCUUUCGAAAGAUUUGAGAAAACGGACAGUUGAUGAGGUGUGGCAAGAUAUUCAACAGGGUGAGAAGAAGGGCGAUGGUGAUAAUGGUAGUGGUAAGAGUAAGAAUAGUAGGAGUGGUAAGAAUGAUGGUGAUAAAAAGGGUAGUAAAGAGAGACAACCGACGUUAGGUGAGAUGACGUUGGAGGAUUUCUUGUUUAAGGCCGGGAUUGUUGCGGGUGGUUUGUCUCCUGGAAAAAAGAAUGUGGACUCAAAUGUGUCGAAUCAACAGAAUGUUGGUCAUCAACAAGCGCAGUGGAUGCAGUACCAAGUGGCGCCGGUUCAACAGCAGCAACAUGUAUAUAUGACAGGGCAUCAUCCGGCUCAGCCAUCUUUGUCUAUUGGUGCUAACUCGAUGAUGGAGAUUGGUUAUCCUGAGACGCAAAUGACAAUUUCCCCUUCGAAUUUGAUGCAUAAUUUAUCAGAUACACAGACGCCUGGAAGGAAAAGAGGCGCGUCUGGAAAUUUGAUUGAGAAGACUGUUGAAAGAAGGCAAAAGAGGAUGAUCAAAAAUAGAGAAUCUGCUGCACGUUCACGAGCAAGAAAACAGGCUUACACCCAUGAGUUGGAGAACAAAAUUUCACGUUUGGAAGAGGAAAAUGAAAGACUUAAGAGACAAAAGGAGGUAGGGAAGGUUUUGCCAAGUGCACCACCACCCAAACCCAAGUACCAGCUCCGAAGAACAAGCUCAGCUUCUUUCUAGCAAUAUUCUUCGGGUCAAGGAUUAUGUAGAGACAUUUUGUCUUCUUCUUUUUUUUUUCAAUUUUCUUAGGAGAAGUGGUUUUGCUCUUUUGUGUUUGUUAGUGCUUUCAUAGUUUUUCUAUAAACAUUGUACCGGGUCAAUAUUCUGAGCAAUGAAUGGGCUCUCAAUCUCACUGCAUUGCCCAUGCUUGCCACUGCUCCAAGACACCGGCACUUUUCCUUGUAUGUAUAUUGUCAAGACAACUGUGUAUCUCUUUAAUUAAAUGCCAAUUCGAGUUUUUCCUAUAAAA
Molecule: messenger RNA, 1557 nt
Organism: Erigeron canadensis
Lineage: Eukaryota; Viridiplantae; Streptophyta; Magnoliopsida; Asterales; Asteraceae
Product: ABSCISIC ACID-INSENSITIVE 5-like protein 2
Exons: 3
Coding region: 303-1268 (321 amino acids)
Biological process (GO): positive regulation of DNA-templated transcription
Cellular component (GO): nucleus
Molecular function (GO): DNA-binding transcription factor activity
Source: RefSeq, a predicted model, not a curated record